AUGGAAAUGAAUAACCACAGUGCUAUUGCCGAGUUCAUCUUGGUGGGUCUAUCCAGUGCUCCUGAACAACAGAUCAUCAUCUUUUGGGCAUUUGCCUUCAUCUAUGCAGUAGCUUUGGCUGGCAACUUCCUCCUGAUUCUUGCCAUUGGCACUUGCAGUAAACUCCACACACCCAUGUACUUCUUGCUGGUCAACCUAUCCAUCGUGAACAUGUGCUCUAUCUCCAUUACAGUUCCAAAGAUGCUGCAGAACCUACUGACUGCUCAAAAGACCAUCUCAUUUUCUGCCUGUAUUGUUCAAGUAUUUCUGUUUGUAUGGGCUCUGGGGACAGAGAUUCUGUUGCUAUCCUUCAUGGCUUUUGACAGGUAUGCUGCCAUUUGCCAGCCUUUGCACUACAUGGUCAUCAUGAAGAAGGAAGUGUGUAUUGGGAUAGCAGCUGGAGUUUGGAUUAUGGGUAUGGUCAAUUCUGCAGUCCAUGCUGGUCUUUUGUUGAAGUUGACUUUCUGCAGCUCCCACAUCAUGAACCAUUUCUUCUGUGACUUGCCUCCACUGUGGAAACUUUCUUGCUCUGACAUCAGCCUGAAUGAAACCAUGGCUUUCUCAGCAGACGUGACCUUCACAAUGAGUAGUUGUGCAUUAACUUUUAUAUCAUAUUUGCUUAUUUUACGAACUAUAUUUACAAUCCAGUCUGUCAAAGGGAAGAAGAAAGCCUUCUCUACAUGUUCUUCCCAUCUCCUGGUAGUUAGUUUUUACUUUUCCACCAUCAUCUACACAUAUGCUAAGCCUUCCUCAGCCAACGACCUAGAGGAAUACAAGUCUGUUGCUAUCAUUUAUUCAGUGGUAACUCCGGUGCUCAAUCCAAUCAUAUAUUCUCUUAGAAACAAAGAGGUCAAAGAGGCUCUAGCAAAACUCAUAUGCAGAAUUUGGUCUUCCCAGCAUGAAUGA
Hemicordylus capensis (graceful crag lizard) is the source of this 945-nucleotide messenger RNA. Its product is annotated as olfactory receptor 13G1-like. The record is from RefSeq and is a predicted model, not a curated record. Gene Ontology annotation, biological process: G protein-coupled receptor signaling pathway. The transcript has a single exon. Gene Ontology annotation, cellular component: membrane. Gene Ontology annotation, molecular function: G protein-coupled receptor activity; olfactory receptor activity. Lineage: Eukaryota; Metazoa; Chordata; Lepidosauria; Squamata; Cordylidae. Bases 1 to 945 code for a protein of 314 amino acids.